Molecule: messenger RNA, 2381 nt
Organism: Polyodon spathula (Mississippi paddlefish)
Lineage: Eukaryota; Metazoa; Chordata; Actinopteri; Acipenseriformes; Polyodontidae
Product: E3 ubiquitin-protein ligase TRAIP-like
Exons: 16
Coding region: 411-1790 (459 amino acids)
Source: RefSeq, a predicted model, not a curated record
GGUUUGUUUAUGUUUUCUCCUGUUGUGUUUGGUCAAUGCAGUCAGAAAAAAAAAAAAUGAAACCUGAAAAAAAGCAAUCUAAAAAUAAAAUGCUGUUUACGUAAUCUAAUCCCACGCACUAAUUUUGUUGCGGAAUUGUGUAAUAACCACAUUGUUUUUAAAUAAUGCAGCAUGCCAUGUUUCAUUGUGCUGUGUAUGGCCUUUGUGUAUUCAAUUUACAACACUAAUCUAGAAUCUCUAUUAAUAUAGUACUUUCAAGUGAGUUAUAUUCUCUUAGGCGUCUGUUUUUCUUGUUUUAGGCUACAGUGGGCCUAUUACUUAAAAAAUGGAACAAACAAAAACACCAGAGUAACCGUAUGGAAUAUCUAAGAAGACGUUGGUAGGAAGACCAUUCUGCAGUGCUGUGAAGAAUGCCGAUUCGUGCAUACUGCACCAUCUGCUCAGAUUAUUUCGAUAACUCGAAAGAUGUGGCUGCUAUACUGUGCGGGCACACCUUUCAUUAUGAAUGUCUUCUUCAGUGGUUCCAGACAGCUCCCUCCAAAACCUGUCCACAGUGCAGGAAACAGGUCAGCCCUAGACACAUCAUAAGCAAGCUGUUCUUCGAUCAAGUGUUGGAAGAGGGGGCCCCCACUCUGGACCCUGAGAGCUUACAGAAUGAAUUGGAGAGGAUCCGGGUGCUGCUCAGCACAAAAGAAUCAGAGUGGAGGGAAAGCCAGAAGAUUAUUAACUCCUUGCGAGAGACUGUUAAUCAACGCAACACCACCUUGGAGUCCCUGCAGAGGAGUCUAGAGGAGAAGGAAAUGUUGUGCUCCACCCUUAGGAAACAGAUGAAGUACCUGGAGAACCAGCAAAAUGAGACCAAGUCUGCAAAAGAGGAAACACGACGCCUGAGGACCAAGAUGAAAACAUUCGAGAGUCUUGACCUUCUUCUCCAGGGCCAGCGUGGGGAGGUGGAGGCCAUGAUCCGGGAUAUGGGAGUGGGCCAGGGUGCUGUAGAGCAGCUCUCCGUCUACUGCGUCUCUCUCAAGAAAGAAUACGAAAACCUGAAAACAAACCACAGAUCCACAAAUGAGAUGACUGAAAAACUUAAGAGAGAACUGUUUUCAUCAAACAGCAAGUUUGAUAAGGCUAUGUUGGAGCUGAAUCGAACAAAAGAAGAUUUGAAAGCAGCCCAGCAAGAACUGGUGAAUGCUGAUGAACAAAUCACGAGUUUGAAGAAGAAAGUGGAGUUCCUGCAGAAGACUCUAAGCACGCCGUCUCGUACCAAUGAAGCCAUCAGCCGGCUGGUCUUUGAGAGUCCAGCACCCAUAGAGUUGAAACAGCCCUGCCUGCGACAACCAAUGAACAGCGAGGACACUGACCUUAACAUGACCUUUGACAUCUCCACUCCAGAGGACCUAAACAAGAAACCUGUCACUUUCCCCUCCAAAAAGAUCAGACUGGAGGCCACUCAAUCUACCUCAAGCCAGCCUGCUAAGUACUCCAUAGAAAACCAGAGCGCCAAAGGCAAGGAAGCAGAGGAGGAUAUUGCUCUUGCUCCAUUCCUUCGCAACUCUCUGCUUUUCAGAAAGAACGCUUUUGGAAGUCUGCUUCAUCCACAGAGAGGCAAAGGGGGUGCUAUAAGAACUGGUUUUGAUGGACUUGGAGGAAGAACAAAGUUCAUACAACCUUCUCCUCUCGCAGAUCUCUCUCCACCAGUACGGAAGGUUAAGCGUAAGAAAGUAACAAGGCCACUGAAUGGGAUGCUUUCCGCCAACCUGCAAAAACUAGAUGGCUUUCUACAGCUCUGACUGCUGGGGGCCAAGAAAUCAUCACAGAGAGAGCUGCUGUAUCUCCUAACCUGCACUUCUUUCCAAAUCUACUAGUGGGUCAAGUAUGAAUUGGAUAAUUUAAAGAUGGAUAGUCUUGUGCUGACCAGAUAUAGUAACAAUGCUUGGAUGUAGAGAGGCAUUAAUACACUUAAAUAAGGUUUCUUCCAGUAGGCCUUCUUUUCAUGCAUCAUGAAAAAUGGCAAAAGUAAUAUUGAAAGUGCUAGAUGUGAGCACCAUCUCCAGGCUUAUUUCAGUGCACUGCAUGCAUUCUGAAACCACAGUAGUAAACACUUUCGUGUUAGGAUCAAACUGUGAUGGUAAAGAAAGGGACUUGUGGACUUCAGAUUUGCAGUCAUGGGUUAAUUUUCAGUUGGUAUUUUUAUUCUGGUAUGUAUGUGUUUCAGAAAUUAACUAAGUAUAGGUGUAUAAAGUGUAUAGAUUAUUCCAUUCAUGUUACCAUAUGUUUCUGCCAUAUGAAAAGAUUGUGUGAAUUACAUGUGUGUGUAUAUAUAGAGUGUUUGUCUUUUAAAUUUGCCCACAAAUAAACAGUUGCAUUUUGUUACAUUUCAA